Molecule: messenger RNA, 5607 nt
Organism: Sinocyclocheilus grahami
Lineage: Eukaryota; Metazoa; Chordata; Actinopteri; Cypriniformes; Cyprinidae
Product: nucleoporin NUP188 homolog
Exons: 44
Coding region: 15-5198 (1727 amino acids)
Biological process (GO): RNA export from nucleus; protein import into nucleus
Cellular component (GO): nuclear pore inner ring
Molecular function (GO): structural constituent of nuclear pore
Source: RefSeq, a predicted model, not a curated record
UGAUCCGGGUGAAGAUGGCGGCCUCGGAGCUGUGUGUCAGGAGCAGCCGAGAUUUAUGGACUAUCUUGCUGGGCAGAUCUGCACUUCGAGAACCGGCCCAAAUCGAGGCUGAAUUGGAUCGGAACUGGGAGAGACUGCUGCAGGGUCUGUCCUUCUACAAACCACCCAGCACAUCGGCCGCUGACAAGCUGAAAGCAGAUAAAGACACACCACAAGCUCUCAAAGACUUCGGACUCAGGAUCAGCAAACUGCUGGGUUUGGAUGAACAGCAAAGUGUGCAGAUUCUUCAGUGUUACCUUCAGGAGGACUACAGGGGCACACGAAACACACUCAAGGCUGUGCUGCAGGAUGAGAGACAGAGUCAAGCUCUGCUGCUGAAGAUAGCAGAUUACUACUAUGAAGAGAGACUGUGCGUUCUGCGCUGCGUUCUCCACCUCCUCACGUACUUCCAGGAUGAGAGACAUCCAUACAGGGCAGAGUACUCCAACUGUGUUAGUAAACUGGAGAAAGAUCUGGUGUCCAACUACAGGCGGCAGUUUGAGUCGCUGUCCAAAUCAGAAGCUCCAACAUGGGAGACGCAUGGAAUCCUGAUGACGGAGAGGCAGGUGUCCCACUGGUUUGUGCAGUGUCUGAAGGAACAGGCCCUGCUGCUGGAGAUCUUGUUCCUGUAUUACGCAUACUUCGAGAUGCCGCCCAAUGACCUUUCCACCUUCACACGGCUGUUUAAGGAGCAGGGCUUUGGACAGCGGCAGACCAAUCGACACCUCGUGGACAAGAGCAUGGACGCGCUGGUUGAACGCAUUGGCUAUUUCAGUUCUUUGAUUCUUGUGGAGGGGAUGGAUAUCGACUUUCUGCAUAAAUGUGCUCUAGAAGAUAGAACCGAACAGCAUCAGUUUUUUGACCAACAGGAUAUUUGCAAGGAAGUGGAUCAGAUGCUGUUGACAUUUGGUGACAUCUCUCACCAUGGGCCGGUUCUCUUGGCCUGGGUUCUGCUGCGACACACACUGCGUCCAGAGGAAGUGAGCUCUGUGAUUAGACGUCUAGGACACACGACGCUGCAGCUCGGAGUCUUUCAGUACCUCACCAACAUGCUGCAGGCACUCGGCAGCACUGGAAAUAACUGUACAGCGAGCACUGCACGGAUGUGUAUAUAUGGUCUCCUGUCUUUUGUCAUCACCUCUUUUGAAGAAGAAACACUCGGCAGCCAACAGCAUCUGAUCAAUGCAGCAUGUGAAGUUCUUGCUGCUCCGAGUCUGGCUGAGCUUUUCUGGGAGUCGAAUCCAAACAUGGGUCUCGGAGUGAUUCUGGACUGUACAGUGGGUCUGUUUCCAUAUAAGACUGGACCUUUACUACAGCUGCUCACUGCACUGCUGUCUGACAAAUCUACAGCUAAGAAGGUGUACACCUUUUUAGAUAAGAUGUCGUUCUACACUGAGGCCUAUAAGCACAAACCCAACGAUGUGAUCUCCAGAGAGGAUGGCACUCUGUGGAGGAGACAGACUCCUAAACUCCUCUACCCUCUGGGGGUGGGUCAGACCAACCUGCAGAUGCCUCAGGGAUGUUUCGGACAGGUGUGUGAAGGAAAGCAGCUGUCUGUGGGUGAACAGGGUUUCCUGGUGCGCUGGGAAUAUUCCUAUAGCUCAUGGACUCUCUUCACCUGUGAGCUUGAGAUGCUGCUGCACGUCGUUUCUACUGCAGAUGUGUUGGCACACUGUGAGCGAGUGAAGCCCAUCUUGGAUCUGGUUCAUAAGAUCAUCAGCACAGAUUGGACAGUGUCUGACUGUCUGCUGCCACUCACAUCACGGAUCUACAUGCUGCUACAGAGGUUGACCUCCGUUAUUAACCCUCCGGUAAAUGUUAUCACUUCCUGCGUCAACUGCCUUAUCGCUCUGGCUGCUCGGCAGCCUGGGAAGGUUUGGUCUAGUCUGCAUCACACCGGCUUCCUUCCGUUCGCCUCCACCCCUCUGACUAACAUGGCACAGACUGUCAGUGCAGAGGGUAUGAAGGCGGGUAACUAUGGCAACCUGCUGGUAUUGAUCGAACAGCCCAGAGGAGAGUACAGUGUGACCAUUGCCUUUUUAAGAUUAGUGACCACACUCGUCAAGGGUCAGUUGGGCAGUACUCAGAGCAGAGGACUCAUCCCAUGUGUGCUGCUGGUUCUGAAAGAAAUGCUGCCUGCAUACCAUAAAUGGCGCUACAACACCUAUGGCGUGCGAGAGAGGAUCGGUUGCUUGAUUCUAGAGCUGGUUCAUGCUAUUCUUAAUCUGAGUCAGGAGGGGGAGUCAGAGGGCAGCGCCCCCAGUCUGCAGUCGUUGUGUAUCUACAGUCUGGCCAACACAGAGGCAGGACAGGCGGUGGUUAACAUCAUGGGUGUGGGAGUGGACACUAUCAACAUGGUGCUCGCAGCACAGCCCAGCAGUGGUGGGUCUGAGGGACCUGGUCAGGUUCUGAUCCAGACUGUGAAGUUGGCUUUCUCAGUCACCAACAAUGUGAUCCGACUCAAACCGCAGUCUGAUACGGCCUCACCACUGGAGCAAGCGCUGACACAGCACGGUGGUCAUGGCAACAACCUGAUCGCUGUGCUGGCAAAGUAUAUCUACCACAAGCACGACCCAGCGCUGCCACGACUUGCUAUACAGCUGCUGAAGAGACUCGCCACGGUGGCUCCCAUGUCUGUGUACGCUUGUCUGGGCAGUGAUGCCGCUGCGAUCAGAGAUGCGUUUCUGACGCGACUACAGAGCAGAACUGAAGACAUGCGUAUUAAAGUCACCAUACUGGAGUUCCUCACCGUGGCUGUGGAAACACAACCUGGACUCAUUGAGCUCUUCCUCAACCUGGAGACCAAAGACGGCAGCGACGGGGCAAAGGAGUUUUCUCUGGGAGAGUGGAGCUGUUUGUCAGUGGUGUUGGAGUUGUUGGACUCUAAGCAGCAGGGGAAGUACUGGUGUCCUCCACUCCUGCACAGGGCGGCACUGGCCUUCCUCCACGCACUCUGGCAGGACAGACGGGACAGCGCGCUCUCGGUGCUCAGGACCAAAGAAAAAUUCUGGGAUAACUUAACAACUCCUUUAUUUGGAAACUUACCUCCCCCGUCUGAGACCACAGAGCCGUGUGUUCUGGAGUCUUGUGCCUUUGUGAUGAAGAUAAUCGCCCUUGAGAUCUACUAUGUUGUCAGUGGUGUGUUGGAUCCAUCUCUGAAAGCGGCUCUGGAGAGUUUCAGCACUAAGCGCCGCUACGAUUUCUGGUCGGAUUACGUGCGUGAUCUAGUGUGUGUGGCCUGUGACGGUGAAGAGGAGGGUUUGCGCUCUCUUUCCGAGUCUCAGAUGCUCAUAUCCGCCUGGAGGACGCUCUUAAUACUCUCCACCAGUCAUUCUGAGGUAAUGCAUCUGAAGGAUGACACUGUCAGGCAGAAGCUUUUCAUGGACGUGUUGGAAGGGACCAAAGCAGCGCUGCUGAUGUCUCAGUCUGUUUUCUGUCUGCAUCUGGGAUCCAUGAUGGUCACGCUGCUCCUCAUCCUCCUCAAACAGUGGAAAAGUGUGUUGGUGUCCGCCCCAGCUCUACUGCCGCCCCUGUCUCUGAUGAUGGAAAGCGUUCUACAUGCUGAACAACAGCUCACGGACCGAACUAAAGCCAAACUCCUGUCAGCUCUCAUCUUAGCCCUGCAGAUACAAGGACUCAACGGAGGAGAUAUUACCCAGCUUCCCCAGCUGCUGUUGUGUGUGUGUGAGAUGGUUCAGGACGAGGCCCUGACGUUGAUUGACAGCACACGUCACACGAUACAGAGAGGUGACGUUCAGGAGGACGGCAUGGAGACAGACAGCCCACACAUACAGAAAGACCAGCAAGACUCAGUGUGUGUGUUAGCUCUUCAUCUCUCUAAAGAGUUGUGUCGGGCUGACGAGGAUGGUGAGCAGUGGCUGCAGGUGGUCAGGAAGCUGCCAGUUCUGCCGUCGGUUCUGAGCGCUCUAGAACUCAGUAUGCGAUCCAAACAGAACCUUUACUUCACUGAGGCAGCGCUUCAUCUGCUGCUCACACUCGCAAGAACACCGCAGGGGGCAGCAGCAGUGGCAGGUGCUGGAGUGAUUCAGAGCAUCUGUCUUCCUCUCCUCAGUGUGUAUGAGGGUCCAGCUAACGGAGCCACGCAGGCGUUUGUGCGGAAGUCUCAGGACGCCCCCAGCUGGACGGGUGUGUACAGACUGAGUCUGUCUCUGAUGGAAAGUCUGCUGAAAACUCUCCGUUACAACUUCAUUAAUGAAGCGCUCGACUUUGUUGGCGUGCACCAGGAGCGCAUUCUGCAGUGUCUGAACGCGGUGAGGACGGUUCAGUCUCUGGCGUGUCUGGAUGAGGCCGAUCACACGGUGGGCUUCCUGCUCCAGCUCUCCAACUUCUGCAAAGAGUGGCACUUCCACCUGCCGCAGCUGCUCAGAGACGUCCAGGUGAAUCUGUGCUAUCUGUGUCAGACGUGUACGUACCUCCUGCACAGCAAGAAAAUGCUGCAUCAUUACCUGCAGGCCAAGAAUGGGGAGGGGCUUCCACCAGGGCCACACCCCCAGCAUGCCGUACAGCCCGCCUCCAAAGAGCAGGAGGAGGCGGAGUCUAAAGCGCUGCAGGCGGUUCAGUGCAGCCUGUUAAAGAUCCUCAGCAAAACUCUGGCCACGUUACAGCACUUCACACCCGACUGCUGUCAGAUACUGCUGGACCAGUCGAUGGACCUUGCGGAGUACAGGACGCUGUUUGUGUUGAGUUUCACCACUCCUGCCUUUGACUCUGAUGUGGCUCCGUCGUUUGGGACUCUCAUGGCCACCAUUAAUGUGGCGCUGAGCAUGCUGGGAGAGAUUGAGAAGAGGAAGGAGCCGGUGGUGGUCUCUGAGGACACUCAAGCACUGAAGUCUUUGCUGAUGUUCUCGAUGGAGAACUGCUUCUAUGUGUUGAUCUCUCAGGCUGUUCGCUGUCUGAAGGAUCCUUCAGUUUUGCCCAGAGACAAACAGAGACUCAAACAGGAGCUCAGCUCAGAGCUGAGUACGUUGUUGUCGACAUUAUUCCGUUUUUUCCGGCGAGGCUCCCCUUCCUCCCCAGCCAGCGGGCUGCUUCCCUCAGCGCAAACCAAACCACCCACACCAGGAUCCAAGGCCACGCCGGAGGGCCAGGAGCCCUUCAUUCAGCUGGUCCAAGCCUUCAUCCGGCACGUCCAGCGCUAGACGCACACAUCCCGCUCUGAUCAGAGCUCCAUACUAAACGCUGAUUUAGAGAUCUGAAUCGCACUCAAAGGGAAACUCCAGCAGAGUGAAUCUGUUUCAGUGAUUCUGGCUUCGACUUCGGUGAGCCGUUUGGUGCCAAAGCUCAUCGCGGGUCCUGGACUGCACACAGGGCCUUUUCUAUUUAAAAGCAGUUACCUUUUUUUCCUCAUAAAAAUACAGACGGCCCUACAGCAGCUGAUAAAAACUGUCAAACAUUGAAAUGUUUUUGUAGUUACAUGUAUAUAAUUAAAACAUGUUACAGAUGUCUGUCAUGAUUGUAUGCCAUAGCUGUUUUGUAUGAAAACUUUCUGUCCCAGUUGCCAUAUAUUUGUCUUAUAACCAUAAUAAACUGAAAGGGAGUAAAGCUGAA